AAAGUUGUGUUCGAAGUGUCACACGUCUUCUUGAAAACUACAAUUCAAAGUGAAAUUUUUACUAAAAAUUUACUGAAAAACAUUAAAAAAUUUAUUGAAAAAACCCCAAAAAUUCGUAAAUAAAUUCGCGGGACACAGCCCGCUAGAAUUCGUUGCAGCAAAAAAAAAUGAAAGAAACGAUUUCUUGGAAAUAAUUCAUUUUUCGCCAGAUUUCUGUUUCUUUUUUUUGCCUUCAAAAUGGCGUGUAUAAGCGAUACGUCUCUGUGGCUGCAUAACAAACUUGGCACAUCAAACGAUUCAUGGACGAGCGGUUCAAUAUGUUCACAAUUAAAUAAGGAAGUGCUGCGGAAUAUAAAAGACUGUUUUCCCGAUUUGCAGACGCAAGUGAAACUGAAAUUGUUGCUUAGCUUUUUCCAUAUACCGCGACGCCUUGUAGAAGAAUGGAAGAAUGAAUUGGAGGAAAUCAUAGAAAUUGCUGGUCUUGAUUCCGAAUUGUGGGUGUCAAUGAUAGCCGAGACAAUAAAAACGUUUCCCAAUACCGGUUCGUUGAAUACGGAAAUCAGUGACUAUGAGGAAACGCGACCGAUAUUUAGUGACAUGGUGAACGAUUUGCGGAAACUAAUUAAUAAGCACAGUGAUAUCGGAAUGUUGCCAUUGGAGUGUCAAUAUUUGAAUAAGGCGGCAUUGAUAUCGGUUGUCGGUCAACAGGCGCCGCCGGUGAAACAUUUUACUAUAAAAAAGAAACCAAAAAGUGCUGCAUUAAAAACGGAACUGUUACAAAAGUGCAUGGAUGCCCAGUCCAUAAAGAAAACGUCAGCGCCAACAAUACCAUUGAGAUCCCGUGGAAUGCCUCGCAAAAUGACUGACACAACCCCGUUAAAGGGCAUUCCGUCUCGCGUACCUUCAAGUGGCUUUCGAACACCUACAUCAUCUCAAGGACAAAAUCGUCCGAACAUGAGUAGAACACCGGCCGGCCGAAAGGAUGGCGGUAUAAAGCUUCUGGAUAUUGCCGAUCAACCCCUGGGCUAUGCGGCCGCGAAAAAACGGAAACGACAACAGGAGCUGGAAGAUCAACAAAAGCGAGCAUUAGAAGCUGCCGCCAAUCCUCCGGUUAAACAAGAACCUGUACCGGUUACAACGACACCGGACUACGCAGCUGGUCUUACUGCUUCGACAAUUUAUACUCAGCCCGCUACGCCUGCAUCCGUCAUCAAGGAAGCACCAACUACGACAACUUCAGCGGCUACAAAUGCGACCGCAUCGACAAUUCAAUUUGUGAAAACCGAUAACGUUAAGACGGACGGUGUGACGAUAAAGAAUGAGGUGAUAAAAGUGGAAAGUAUAUCGACGCCCACUACGACUACAACAACAGUGUUUGCCAAUCAAACCGAAAAUAUUAGUCCUUCCACGAACAACAAUAACCAAAUUGUAUUCACCAUGAAAUCGCCCAAUUCCAAUAAGACUUCGCUAUCGAACUCCAGCCCAACCAUAGUGUCAAACGUUGUCAAUUCAAUCAAACAAGAGUCUCCUAGAAUAGUGCAACAGAACCAAAAUGUAACACUGGUAACGCAACAACAGCAGUCCCAGCAACAGCCAGCAUCAACACAAUCCUAUAUUACACCACCACUAGCCGCCUACAAUCAAUCGAAUGUUGCCAAGCAAAAAAUUAACGUUCAAUCGGUGAUUUCAUCGUUGCCUGUGUCAGUGAGCACGGCCAUGCCCACACUGACUGCUCUGUCCUCGAAUUCAUCGUCCAUCGGUCAACAACAGAUUAUUACGCAAUCGGCGCAGCAACAACCACAACAAAUUCAAAUUCCUCAUCAAAUCGGCGCAACGAAAAUCGUUCAAAUCAAGACCGCACCGACCAUUCAAAUGGCCAAUGCACAACGAACGACCAUCCAAAAUAUUCCGCCGCUGAUACCGACGCAGCAACCAACCAUUCUGAACAUCCGGAAUGUUUCGAUAGCCGGCCGACAGAAUCAAAUCCAGACGACAAAUGCCUCGAAUAUUUCGUACAUUACGACGUCAAACAGCCAAGCAAACAACCAGCAGCCGCAGCAGAUACAAAUUCAACAGCAGCAAAUUAUUCAACAGCAACAACCGCAGCAACAGCAACAAAUUCAGGUGUCGAAUGCACCAAAAUAUUCGCAGGUCGUUAUGUCACCGAAUGUGAAGGGAGGCAACACAAUCAUUCUAGCCAAUCCGAAUGUACAAACGCAGAAAACGUUUAUUCUACGAACGAUUGGCGCUGACGGAAAGACAACGUUCCAGCAAGUUCCGCUGAGCAAUUUGACCGGUCUGAAUCUGGGAAACAAUACCAACAACAUGACAAUUGUGUCGAAUCCACCCAGUUUGAUAAAAACAUCGACGAAUAAUCAAACAUCGUCGAAUCAACAACAAAUACCGGCAUUGGUGCCGACUAGCAGUUACACGCAAAAUGUGCAACCAGUCGUUAUAACGCCGGCGAAUCAACAAAAUAUACCACAGUUGAUAAAUCAGCAACAGCAGUCACAACAGCAAACGAUUCACAUACAACAACAGCCUCAGCAACAGGGAACAACUAUUAUUCGGCAAGCAAUGCCUCAGGUUCUUGUGACUAAUCAGCAAGGCGGCGUUAGCAUGUUACCACAAGGAUUGACGUUAAUUCAACGGCCCGGACAGCAACCACAGCUCGUACAAACACAGACGGUGCAACAGCAAGGUCAACAACAGCAAAUCCACCGAACGAUCAUUACAGCACAGCCCGAACAACAAAUGAGACAAGUACAAAUUCGACAGAUUCAGCCCCAACAAAUUAUAAUUCAGAAUCAGCCAGCAACAAUAAUCCAGCAGCAACAGCCUCAACAACAGCAGCAGCAGCAACAACAACAACAACAGCAGCAGCAACAACAAAUCCAACCGCAGCAACAGCGAGUGGGACUUAGUUUAAGUCACGAUCAUGCCAACAAAGCCCAUGAAAUGUUCCGACGAGCGAAUCGCGUGACGCGUCGCGACAAAGCGUUAAUUCUCAGUUUUAUGGCCGGUUGUCGUGAAAAUCCGAUGCCCAGUGCGGACAAUUGUAUCGUGAUAAAGCUCAGUGAUUCGGAGGAGAAAGUGAAAACGGCGUCCAAUAACAGUUUUUCGGUGAUGCGAGUGGAAACGUUUAUCAAAUUGGACUAUAAUACAGGUGAAUGGGAAAAAUUCCAAAAAUUCGGUCGUGUUGAACAGACACCGCAACAGAUUCAACAAUAAAAAUGGACAAAUUGUGGAUCGGUUUAGCGCUCAUUGGAUGGUGUCACUAGUUUGGUGAAUUUUUUUUUAAUUAAAUUUUUCUCUUUAUGCGAUGAUCGAAUGUUUCGUGACAAAUGGUUCUUCGAGGACAGUCGGCCAAUCGGUAAUCGAUUUCAUUUUAGUUUUUUUUUUUCUUUUGGUACGUGACUAUUGUGCACUCUUUAAGCAAGAAGUUGAAAGAGAAACAACAAUUGCACUAGUAGCAGUAUGAGAAAUUGGUUUUUAAAUUUAAAUUUACUUCAUUUUACGAAGAACAAUUAGAAAAAAGAGUUUGAAUAAUCACGCUCCACUACCUGUGCUUCCAAAAUGCAGUUAUUUUGAA
Messenger RNA from Bradysia coprophila, 3592 nucleotides. It is a transcript of the gene Nelf-A, whose product is annotated as Negative elongation factor A. The record is from RefSeq and is a predicted model, not a curated record. Gene Ontology annotation, biological process: negative regulation of transcription elongation by RNA polymerase II. Gene Ontology annotation, cellular component: NELF complex. Lineage: Eukaryota; Metazoa; Arthropoda; Insecta; Diptera; Sciaridae.